AUGCGUGGUGUCAAGAAUAAAGUAAAACCAAAAUUACAGUUCAAAGUAUCACGCAAAAAACUAUGCCGAGCUUUGCAAAGACUGCAAAAGUUGCGGUCAGUAACAACAACAAACGAAAGAAACAUUCCUAGGCUGCAUGGUACGGUAAAUAAACAACUGAACACGCACGCAUAUGUGCAACCCAUCGGAUGGAAGCAGAACUGGAUGGAAAUUUUUAAAACAUCCAUCACAAAGCACGAUUGGGAUAUUUUUAUCAGAACCCUCCGUCUAGCGUCUCAAAAUUAUAAGUUUUGUGGACUAGAUAACGUUUUAAGGAAUUCCUUCUUCGGCACGCUCACACAUCCAAUGUACAGCGAUCAAAAGACAUUACGUUUAUUAUUGUACACUAUUGCGCCUUGUCGUAAUGAGCAUGAUAUCGAAUUUUGUAUUGAAACCAUUUCACGGGUGUUCAAUAGUGGACGCGAUCCAAUAAAUAUUGGCAACUAA
Anopheles maculipalpis is the source of this 486-nucleotide messenger RNA. RefSeq lists its product as uncharacterized. The transcript has 2 exons. The coding region runs from base 1 to 486 and encodes 161 amino acids. NCBI's taxonomy places the organism in Eukaryota, Metazoa, Arthropoda, Insecta, Diptera, Culicidae. The record is from RefSeq and is a predicted model, not a curated record.